UACCCGCUCCCCACCUCCCCACAGGUCAGCAGUCAUCUGUACUGUCCGCAGUCUCUGGUCAUCCCUGUGCUGUCCGCAGUCUCUGGUCAUCCCUGUGCUGUCCGCAGUCUCUGGUCAUCCCUGUGCUGUCCGCAGUCUCUGGUCAUCUCCUGUACUGUGUCUGCAGUCCCUGUCAAAUUCCCUCCCUCCGCAGUCUCUGAUCAUCCCCUGCACUGUCUUCAGUCUCUGGUCCUCUGUACUGUGUCCCUGGUAUUUUCCCUGUGCUACGUCCGCAGUCCCUGGUCAUCUCCUGUGCUACGUCCGCAGUCCCUGGUCAUCUCCUGUGCUACGUCCGCAGUCCCUGGUCAUCUCCUGUGCUACGUCCGCAGUCCCUGGUCAUCUCCUGUGCUACGUCCGCAGUCUCUUGUCAUCUCCUGUGCUACGUCCGCAGUCUCUGGUCAUCUCCUGUGCUACGUCCGCAGU
Molecule: messenger RNA, 462 nt
Organism: Staurois parvus
Lineage: Eukaryota; Metazoa; Chordata; Amphibia; Anura; Ranidae
Source: the annotation of a GenBank genome assembly